Messenger RNA from Symbiodinium pilosum, 254 nucleotides. The record is from the annotation of a GenBank genome assembly. NCBI's taxonomy places the organism in Eukaryota, Dinophyceae, Suessiales, Symbiodiniaceae.
GGGAUGCGACCUCCCACGGACACACCCGAUCCGUGGAGGCGCAGCUCCGGAACGUGCAGGUCAUCAGCGCGACCCGCUCUGCGUUUGCAGCACUCUUGGCAGAUGGAACCGUGGUCACCUGGGGCGACGCGGCUACCGGCGGUGACAGCCGCCAUGUGCAGGAGCUGCUAAAAGAUACGCGGCACAUUGAAGCCUCUGACAAGGCUUUUGCGGCCAUCCUGGGCAAUGGGAGCAUCGUCACCUGGGGCGACAAG